Molecule: messenger RNA, 8141 nt
Organism: Schistocerca gregaria
Lineage: Eukaryota; Metazoa; Arthropoda; Insecta; Orthoptera; Acrididae
Product: phosphatase and actin regulator 2
Exons: 14
Coding region: 175-2517 (780 amino acids)
Biological process (GO): actin cytoskeleton organization
Molecular function (GO): actin binding
Source: RefSeq, a predicted model, not a curated record
GGGGGUUCGCAGGAGCGGCCAGCAGCAGCCGCCUUCAGUCGCGUGUCGGUGGCCGCGCAAUGCGGUGUGUGAAUUUGUGCGUAAGCCGUUCGGCAGGGGCCGUCGCGUGUGAGGUACAGUGCGGAUCGGUAGUGAUGGUGUCAGUGCAGUGUGGGUGUGCCAAAUAGCGGCGCCAUGUCGGUGCGCGUGCUGGCGUCCGCCGGUGGCGGCAGCGGCGGCGGUGGUGCCGGUGGCGGCAACGGCGGCGAGCAGCUGGGCGAGACGCCGCCGGGCGGCGACGUGCAGCGCUCGUCGUCGCUGGACUUGCUCAACUUCGCGGAGCGGCGACAGCUGAUCGCGUCGUCGCUGUCGCUGUCGGACUUCCUGCAGCAGGGCCAGGUGCGCGGCCUGGGGCUGUCCCGGCCCGCCACGGCGCCCGCCACGCCCGCGCAGGCGCAGGCGCUGGCUCAGGAGCGCGACCGCGAGCGGGAGCGCGAGCGCACGGGCGGGACGGGCCGGCAGAACGGCGGGCCGGCGCGCACUGCCAGCCUGGGGACCGGAGGCGGGGGCGGCGGGGGCGGCGUGCGCACCCCGCCCCUCGAGCGCAAGAGCAAGCUGUCGGCGCUCGUGCGCGUCUUCAAGCCCUGGAAGUGGAAGCGCAAGAAGAAGUCCGACAAGUUCGAGGCCGCCUCUCGCUCGCUGGAGCGGAAGAUCAGCGUGCGCGCCAACCGGGACGAGCUGGUGCAGAAGGGCAUCCUUCUGGCCGCCGACACGCCCUCGCCGCCCGCCUCCGCCCCUGCUGCCACGCCCAUCUCCAGCCUCACGGCGUGCGCGCGCGGCGGCUCCCCCGCGCAGUCGUCGCCGUCGCCGUCGUCGCCGCCGCCCACCUCUGGCACGGCCGCUGCCGCAGCCACGGCCGCGCCCGCCACGUCCACUGCCACCGUAACCACCGCUCCUGCCACUGCCGUCGCUGAGCCGAGGAAGGAGAAGACUGAGCAAGUGAACGGAUCGCUGUCGCUGCCGGCGGCGGCGCCGGUCGCGUCGCAUGGCGAGGGUGCGCCGGCCGCCCCCACCGCCUCCUCCUCGGCCGCCCCCGGGCUGCAAAGCCAGCAGCAGGCGGCCGCCGCCUCCGCGCCGCCCCCGCAGCAGGCGGACGCGGGCGCCCGGCCCGAGCGGCCGUCCUCGCUGGGCCCGGGGGCGGGGGCGGGCGCCGGCCAGGGCCCCGGCCGCCUCACGCGCCGCCUGCUCUGCUACCACGCCGACCACUGCGCGUCGCGGGGCUCGCCGCCCCACGCAGGUGGUCCAGAAGUGAGUGAUGUGCCCCCACCGGCCCCUCCGCCCCCUGGCAGCAGCGUGUCAGUCGCCACCUCCACGUCGUCGGUGCCGCCCACGGCCGGCAUGCCCACAGGCCCCGGCGACCGCCCUGCACCGCUCACACUGUCUGAACUGCCCGAGCCGCCCAUCCCAGUGUCCGAGAUCGGGCCCAUCCCGCCGCCGCCCAUGUUCAGCUCGUCUCCGCAGCCACCGCCCACCUCUGUCGGCAUGCCUGUGCCCACAUUCUUGUUUGACGAUCAAGAUGAGGGCUCGUGCUGCGAUGAAGGUGAGGAUGAAGAUGAUGAAGGUGAUGAAGAUGAUGCACACUACCUGUUCCGUGUUCCACAGCCUGAUCCAAGUAUAGACACGACACGUGUUGAGGAGAUACCGGCAAAAGAACCAAAGUUCCAUGCUGUGCCGCUUAAGUCUGCAUUGAAAAAGAAAGGUAGUGGAGGCAGUAAUACAGGAGGGAGUGGUCCAGGUACUCCACAGAACACACCAACACAAGAAAGCAGGCCUCUCACUCUGCGCCAGGACCAUACGUCCUUCAAAAGGCCAUCUUCUAGACCUCGAACAAGGAUAAGUGCUCGUCCUGUGAGAUUCGGAAUCCCUCUGCCAUGUACAAUGGAAAAUAAGGAGAACACAAGGCCAUAUGUGAUAAGAGAGGAUGGUGAUGGACCAGUCCUUUAUCGGGAAGAUGCUGACAGUGAUGAGGAAAGUCGCCUUGCUGCUAAGAUUGCACGGAAAGAUAGUUUGGCUCUGAAACUUGCUUUGCGGCCCAACAGGCAAGAACUGAUUGCUCGCAACAUAAUUCACGAAGAAAGUGAAAAUGAACGAAUGGAGACAAAGGAAGCAAUUGGUGCACGGCUGAUAAGGCGACUGAGCAUGCGACCAACACAAGAAGAAUUGGAAGAAAGGAAUAUAUUAAAAAAACAAAGUGCAGCAGAGGAAAAGAAGAUGAAAGAAGAAAAGAAGAGGAUGCUUCUGCGAAAGCUUAGUUUCAGGCCGACAGUUGAAGAGCUCAAGGAGAAAAAGAUCAUUCGAUUUAAUGAUUACAUUGAAGUGACACAGGCACACGAAUAUGACAGGAGGGCAGAUAAACCAUGGACUCGCCUCACACCUAAGGAUAAGGCUGCCAUCCGUAAGGAACUCAAUGAGUUCAAAAGUUCUGAAAUGGAAGUGCACGAAGAAAGCCGUCACCUCACAAGGUUCCAUAGGCCAUGACGACAGCAACGUAUAGGCAAGGAAAUCCACUGGGCCAGUGUCAUUCAGGGGCCGCUCAUGAAGAGUGUACUUGUGAUAGUGAUGCUGCAAUAUAGUGUUACGUCCAAGCUGACUGACUUUUACACUCUCAUCCUGGCCAGAAGUGAUCCUUUUUUCAUAUGAAAAUGAAUCACAUCUGUUACAUAUUGAUUAAUUUCAUAUUAUUAGAGCAAAUUUGUGUGUAAGAAACAAAUUUUAAUAUCUCGUCUGUAAAUAUUGUAAAAUUACCUUUGCAGCCAUUUCUCGCAGGGAUGGCUUCUGGACUCAGUAGUGCAUUUUUUGGCACAACUCUUUAAGGGAAAGAAAGUAAUGGUUACCCACCAAAUCUUCAUAGAUCAGUAAAUUUCAGAAGUGGAGAUGAGUCUGCAGUUUUGUUUUGCCUGGUUGUGUAGCUGUGAGCGUUCAUGGCUGCAGUUAUGCUGAAUGUAGUACAUGAGAUAAUUGCCUUAGAAAAUUGAUUGUUUCUAUUAAGCCUGUCUAAAAUGGCAACUGUAUUUAUUACUGUUUUUGUAGAUAACAAUGAUGAAGUCUUAACCCUGUGGUUUCUCAGAGUAUUAGAGAAAUCAUUAUGAAAGUUUUAUGUCACUACCAACUUUCUCGGGACAUGAACAAAUUAUUUUUAAUUAUUCCAGUUUUCUUUAUAUAUUGAGUUAUUAAAUGAUAUGUGAAUGCACUUAGUCUUGUUAUUAAAUUAAACUAUAUAUUUACUGAUGAACAUUGUGCAUGUAGGAUAUUCCCAGAAAAAAAUAUCAGUGUCUGGCCUGUUGCACCAUUGCCCUGUAAUUAAAAAUAAAAUUCAAUCUAUGUUUUUAAACAAUUUGUGAGAGAGGUGUAUUUGAGUGUAUUGUUGCAAUAUUACUGCUAGAAACUGAAGUUUUAACACUUGAUUUAUCUUUCAAGUGAUUUUUUGAUAAAGUUCUUCUGUAGUGUACAUCAAUAUUCAUUAUGAAGUCAGUAAAUCCUCCUAAUAGUUAUUCUUUUAUUUUGUGAUUUAUUACUCGACAUAUUACCCUAAACAUAAGAAAAUCUGCAUUAAGUAGUUUUUCAGAAUCAGAACUGCUGAAAAAUUAUGAAAAUUAAUAAUGAUCUCACUCAACAUAUGUUACCAGUAGUUAACUAUUAUCCCUUUGAAUAUGGCUACUAUAACCAUGAUAUGAUUUUUCAUUCUUACCAGUGACAUUGCAACUGUACAUCCUGACAGCUUUCGUUUUAUUAGCAGCUAACAAUUACAAAUAAGAAAAAUAGAAGUUAAUAUUAAACAACAAAAAAUGGAAAAAGGGGGGAAAUUACUCACUUGGUUUGAAAGCAGAAUAAUGAUGGUAACCAAUGUUGUACCAGCAACAAAAAGAACUACCUUUUCAGAUAUAAAAUAUGGGAGGUGUAGAUGAAAUAAACAGAACACGUUAGCAAGAAACUAUUGAGUCUGAGGACAGAGAGAUAUUUCGAUGGAAAACUGAUUAAAAGUGCCAUCUUGAUAGGUGUGUGUAAGUCUAUACAGCUGAGAACAUUAGAGGUUUUACGAGUGUCAUAUCCAAGAGCACUGCUUGCUAGUAAUAAUUACAAGAAUGUCAAUGUGAAUGUGAAUUUCAGCGAUCCCUUAGUGAAACAAUUAAGAACUUCACUGUAUGCAAAGUAGCUUAACAGGAUCAAAGUAAUAAUUUCAUGAAUGAAAUGAAAGACAAAUAACAACAGACAAAUUUAACGAAAGGAGAAUUGGGAGAAAGAAGGGAAGAUAAGGGAGAAAAUUGACAAGUAGCUGAAAAACCAAAUGGCAAAUAUAUGAAAAGAGUUAAAUAAUAAUGCAAACAAAGAAGGCCAGUGAUAAUGUGAGUUUGCUUAGUUAGUUUCAAUGAUAAAAUAGCUAUCAUCUGUUUAAUUCCAUUGCUAGGUAGGGGAAUGUUGACAAAUUAGAUGCAUUACAGGCACUGAGAUGCCACCUUUUAGUUUGGAAAAUGAUUUCUACAUAACUUUUACUUUAUGUGCAUACCAGUGGAUAAAGGGGGGGGGGGGGGGGGGGGGAAGAUCCCUGGAACAGAGAGGUUAAAUAAUGCAGACUAAUAUUUUACAUUACAUAUUUGUUUGAUAUAUAUAAUUUUUUCAUUGUCUUACUUAUAACAAAACCCAAUAUUAACUAAGAAAUAGGGCAUGGUUUAAUGAGCUUUUAUGCAUCUUCAUUAUUGUCCUUAAUUGAUUACACUUUCCUCCUUUUUUCCAAUGGAUCAGAUAGGUUGACCUUGUGCGUUCCUGAUGCCACCUCAUCAUCCAUUGUUAAAGAACAGCUCAGAUCCAUAGUGGUUUUGUUACAUUUUCCAAUAUAUAUAUAUAUAUUUUUUUGACAAGUUGAUAUUCACAACUUUCUUUCUGCAUUUGAUGCAGUUGGGUAGAAGUGAAGAGUCUUCAAAAAGCUUCAUAUAAUGUCUUUAUUCAGUAAGACCAAACUGAUUGUUAUUGAUAAUGCAAUUUAAAUAUUACCAGUCUGUGCACAUUAUGUUCAAUGAACACAAUGUUUCCCAAUUUAUUACUCAUGAUAUUUAUGCAUACCAUAAACAAUAGCAUAGUGAUGAAUGUCUUGAGACCGUUGCUCAUUUUUUGUGUAAUGUUAUUCAUACAGAUAUGAACAUUAGUGCUUUAUUGUCCUUAUUUGGGAAAUAUCUGAUGUGACCUGUUUUUGGAUAUCUUUUCCUAGUUGAAACUGAAUAGUAUUUGUCAAGAGAUAUAUUCACCCAGAUAUGUGCUUGGGAAGGCAUUCUCUGUGAUAAAAUUUUCUUAAUGUUCGUUGCUGACAAAUAAUUCUUCACUACACACACAUGAAAUUGAUGUGCAGUGUAAUAAAUGCAGCAGAUGUUUUUGAAAAACAGAAGAAGGAGUGUGUGUGUGUGUGUGUGUGUGUGUGUGUGUGUGUGUGUGAGAGAGAGAGAGAGAGAGAGAGAGAGAGAGAGAGAGAGAGAGAGUUUUACUUGGUGAGUAAAAUUGCAUAGUGUUAACCAGUUAUCCAACAGGCAUGUAUGUCAAUUACACCUUUAUGUGGUAUGUGGAAAGAAGCUGCAUGAACCAAUUUUUCUGCAAAAACUGUUUGAAAAUGAGGCAUUUCAAAUGAUUUUCUUUGCAUUACCUGUAUCAUGUUUUGACCCAAAGUGAUCUAUAGAUGAUGUAGCAUAAAUCUUUUUAAGUAUUUUAUGUGAGAUUAGAUUUUCAGGAUAUUCCAUGAAAUAUAUUUUGCUAGGAAUUUAUCUUUGAACCUAAUUUAUGUUUGAUAUUUUUGUACUGAUCUUCAGUGAAAGUGCAACUUACCCCUUACUUUAUCACAGGAGAAGUUGUUUCUUUAUUGUGUAUAUCUGAUAUUUUAUAAUUGUGUGAAGCUCAGAAGUUGAUCAAUUUAUCACAGUAUCUUUGUUGUUACUUCAUUUUUAUCAUUAUUUGUUAGAAAUUUCUAAAAAACAAGAAUCAAGGAUUUAAAAAAAAAGUUUCAUAGACAGUCCUCCCCUUCCAGGUAUGGAAUUAUUCAAUCUUCCAUCAAAUACUUUUACAUUUAGGUAGGAAAUUUAUAUUUGCUUGUGUUUGAUUAUACGCAAAAAUUGUCAUUGUGGAUUGAGAGCUGGCCACUCUUUGUUUCUGUCUGUCUUUUACUAUAGUAGAACAUUCCGUUUGUGGAGGGUCAGAUAACAAAAAAUUGGUAUUUUUUAUUAGCAUCACUCAUCCUUCAUUAAUUAACUUUUGUUAUGUUAAGGUGCAAGAGCUGUUAAUCCCACUGCAUACCAGUCCUCCUCACUAUCCCAUCUCAAACAGCGAAUUGUGCAGUCUCCCACAAUAGGUACAGUAGUUAUAUUUCUACCAAGUAUCAGAAUAACAAGACUUUUAAUUACAUGUUAUACAGUGCAAAAAUUAUUUAAUGCCUUUUUAUUUCAAGCAUCUUAUUAUUGCAUCAAUGAAUGUAAAUCUCUUUUAUGGCAAAAUUUCUGUAUCUCACACAUCACAUUAAUUUUUAAGAACUUAUUACAUAUGUGUCACAUCAUACCUACAGAGACAGUUUCUGCACUGUAUUUGUUGUGAAAUGUCAAAGGGUAAGGAAGUCUACAAACAAGAAUUGAAACUAAUAUAGUGAGAGCUAAACUUUGAAGAAAUGUGAUGUAAUAACUGACUGUCUUGGAAUUAAUCAUUACACUUCACUCAUGAAGGUUGUGUAUGAAUACACUCUCUCAGUUUUCCACAAAUAUAUUUUGUUAGCUGAAUGAUUUGAAUAUAAAAAUAUUUCUGUAAGUAGAAAUUAUACAUAAAAUAUACAAAAACUAUCACAUGUAGCAAAUGACAAAGCUUAUCUUAGUUGUAAGGCUAUCACUUUUUUGUAUCAAUAUUUACAAUUUUGACAACUCUUAAAAAUUUUGUUAAGAGUGUUUGAAUGUAAAUUGUGAUGAUGAACUUAUUUUGUUCUAAAUAGGGGCCAUCAAAAUUUGGCCAUUAAAUAGUAAAAACCUCAAGUGUAUCAAAUUUUAUGCAUUCACAAUGUAAUUCUGUAUUAUAGUCAUUUUAUUUGUAUCAAGGGCAAAUCAUAACUGUGACCAAAUUUUUUUCCUUUUUAUUUUCCUUUUUUCUUCUUUUUUCUUUUUUUUUUUUUUUUAAAAAAAGGAAUAGGCAUGUGGCAGCCUGCUGAACAUGUGCAGUUCAAUGAAGGACUGCUCUUGUAACUGUGCGUGUUUCAUUAUUCAACUUUUCUUAAAAGUGUCUUCCGUGCAAACAUCAUUUGCACUGCUUUGACAAUUAUGUGUUGUGCAUCUUCUGCAGCCACUGUGAUUAAACCCAUUAAGAAAAUAAAAACAUAAUUUUUCCAAAUUUGUUUUAUACUCUAGCUGACUACUGUAUUGAUUAACACCACAGAGGUACUGAUGUGAAAUGACUGCUAGCCUAUGAGAUGUGAUUAUUGUAAAUCUAUUGGUCUGUGUUACUGCAAAGAAUUUUAAUUUUUCUCUGUUUUGAUUGAUCCAAGUGGGAACUCUGUGAGUCAAAGGUGUUAUGCAAGCAAUUAAACAAUUGUACUAGAGAAAACUCAAAUACCUAGACUCAAGUUUGACAGCAUCACAUAAAAGAUAAAACUGAAUCUCAAACUUUUAGAACUAGAGACAGAUUACUUUUUAAUUUAAACAACAGAAAGGAAAAUACACAAACAAUAGCAUUCUUAAUAAGGGGCGAGAAGAGAAGAUUACAUUCUUAGUUUAAUCUUUAAUUCAUGAGUAGCAGUGCUCUACUUCUAGAAGUAUAAGAUUCAGACGUAAAAACGCAAACUGUAUAAGUUUUGGGUGGGUACAGACAUUUGAUCUAUAUAUUUAUAGUAGUUGCCACUACAAACAUGGAAUUAAUAACAACACAUCUGUACCUUUGUGUUAGCAGUUUGUUUAAUAACAAUAGAUUCUCUAAAGUCCUGCCAUAAAUAAUAUGAAAUGUUAUUUGUAGUUGAUGGGCUGAUGACUGUAAAGUGUUUGAAACCUUUUUUGCAUCAAUUGUUGAGUGUGACUGUGCUGUAAACUAAUUGUAAGUAUGUGGAGUGAAAAUGAGUUGUCCAGUUUUAUGCAUCAGUAUAUUAUGUAAAAUCA